ACAAUUGCGUAAAUAAUUUAUUAAGCCGAGUUAUACUCAAAUGAUUAUUCAAAUUCUAUACAGUCGAUGCAAUCUAUCAAAGUUUAUGCAGUCAAUAUCUAACUAGGAAAAUGGACAUAUUCGAUAAACGCUAUUGUACCUAUCGUACAAUGUUGAAAAUUGUAGGAUUGUGGCCAUAUAAUAACUCGAUCUAUGUGUGGAUUCAAAGAUUAUGGCUACUGAUAUUCUUUCUUGGUAACAUAAUAUUUCAGGUUGUAUCAUUAAGUUCUGAAAUUACAUUACGAAAUUGUAUUUUAAUAUUAUCUUUGAUUUUUCCACUUACUAUAAUUUUAGUAAGAUAUGUAAGCUGUGUAAUAUUUUUUUCUAUGAUAAAACUUUUAUUUCAUCAUAUGCGUAUGGGAGGAAAUAUAAUACAAGAUUCCACAGAAAUAAAAAUACGAAAGAAAUAUAUUAAUGAUUCCUGUCAUAUGAUGAAUAUUUUUUUCUGGAUAAUUUAUGGAAUUGCUGCACUUUCUAUUAUAUUCAUAUUGUAUCCCAUGACAUUAGAUUUCAUAAUGCCUUUAAACAGAACUCGUAUACGUAUUAUUCAUUAUAUUACAAUAUUUCCUUACAAUCGCACGAUGUAUCUUGAUAUUCUAAGCUUGAAUUUUAUGUUUGUUGGAAUAUUUGGAUCAUUAUCUUUAGCAUGUACGGAAUCAAUAUUUGGACUAUACUGUUUUCACGCAAGUAUAUUGUUUAAAAUUAUUAUCUAUCGAAUACAAAAAAUUGUUACAUAUUUGACUAUGUUUAAUCUCUCAUCGAAACAAAUUGAUACGAAACUCACAGAACUUUAUCGCGCAGUGGAUAUUCAUAAUCAAACUAUCGGAUUCAUCAAUGUCAUGAUAAAUAAUUCGGGAAUGCAGUUUUUGCUAUCUUCUCUUUUGUGCGUGAUUUCAAUAGGGAUAAGUCUAUAUCGACUUGUAAAUGCGAUUAUUGCUAGGAAGGAGAAGGAUCAAUUAGAAAUUUUUAUUUCUUUUAUGAUUUUAAUGGCACAAUUGAUAAUUACGUUCUUAUGUAAUUAUAAUAAUCAAAUACUUAUAGAUAAUAGUCAGGAAUUGCUGAAUAAAUGUAAAUAUAUUUCUGCAUGGUAUUUCGUACCGUUAAAAGUACAAAAAAUUUUAUUGCUGAUCAUGAUACGUAGCUCAACAUCAUGUACGUUUCACAUUUUAGGCGUGUUCAUUCCAUGCUAUACAGGAUUUUCAAAGGUAAUUUAUUUAAAUAAGUAUAUGAUCAUUUUAAUAAAAAUUGCUGCAUUUCAGAUAUUAAAGACAUCGAAGAAAACCAGAAAUAUGAAGAAAGAUAAACUUACAUCAAUUGAAGCUGCUACAGAACGCGGAACCUAA
This is a messenger RNA of Apis mellifera (honey bee), 1382 nucleotides long. RefSeq lists its product as uncharacterized. The transcript is spliced from 9 exons. Lineage: Eukaryota; Metazoa; Arthropoda; Insecta; Hymenoptera; Apidae. The record is from RefSeq and is a predicted model, not a curated record. Gene Ontology annotation, biological process: sensory perception of smell; detection of chemical stimulus involved in sensory perception of smell. The coding region runs from base 111 to 1382 and encodes 423 amino acids. Gene Ontology annotation, cellular component: plasma membrane. Gene Ontology annotation, molecular function: olfactory receptor activity; odorant binding.